Desarmillaria tabescens is the source of this 1347-nucleotide messenger RNA. RefSeq lists its product as uncharacterized. The transcript is spliced from 2 exons. The record is from RefSeq and is a predicted model, not a curated record. NCBI's taxonomy places the organism in Eukaryota, Fungi, Basidiomycota, Agaricomycetes, Agaricales, Physalacriaceae. Bases 1 to 1347 code for a protein of 448 amino acids.
AUGGCAGACCCAUCACCCCAAUCCCGUCCCCAGUCUCCAGUCGAGCAGGAUCCAUUGACAUCACGGAGCCCAUAUCAGAACACUCAAGCGCAGGAUUCACACCUAUCCAUCCAAACAUCCCACUCCCAGCAGAGCCAGGAGAAGAAGAAGAAAGGGAUUUUGUGGAGUAUAUCCGACAAGGUGGACGCAUCGAUGACCUUGUUCCGUCAUCGAUCACAGAAACGACCCCUGACCCCCAUACCAGAAGCUUCUACCUCGAAGCACUCCAGGCAUAUGAGGAAGCACUCAAUCGGACAGGAAUCGACGAUGGUGGAGACUCAGAUGGAGGAUCUUACCAUCCUUGGUCCCCAUCCCCAGCACCCUCCUCGACAAUUCGAGCCUUCUCCCCUGGACGAAGAGUGGUACCAGGCAAUGGCCCAAGCAUGGGCAGAUGGCCAAUCCAUGAGGGAAGAGCCGCGAGUAGCGGAAGUACCUCCAUCGUUUCCAGGACCUCCCAGGAAACCAUCGAGGCCCCUUCCCCUGAGCCCUACACCCCCCAUGGUUCUCCCCUCCCUGAAGACCAGCAGCGACAAGCCAUCUGGGACUGGAUCGAGGCCAACAAUGAUCCCCUCCCCCUCCCUGAGUACCCUUGGCAUUCUCAAGGGGUCCCUGCUUACCCACCGUAUCGAGGCCCCCUUAGACCAGACUCCCCGACCCACGGACAGCCCAAAAGAGCUUUUGUCACCGAGAACCGAUGAGUCACAGAGGCCCAUGUGCUCGCCAGCCCCGUCAUCCCAUUCGAGCGACCAUGGACCCGGGUUCACCUCGUGCUCAUCAAGUCCGGACUCGACAUACAGUCUGCCAGGCUCCCUCCAGAAGUCAAGGCCUGUCUGGAGGCUGGAAGAGAGGUGGCAGCACUCAGCAGGAGCAUCAGGGAAUAUGAAGAACGAACCUGGCCACAUGAGUUUGACAGGACUGCCAUCCCCAAUUCGGAACCCAACCCGACCUGGGUCUCCAAUUCACAUCACCCAUGUGCCAACUUCAUAUGCAUCAGGUACGGGAUCUCCGAACCUGAAGACAUCACUGCCUUCAGAGGCAUGGCAACCUACGACUGGACCGGAGUACCGGUACUCAACAACGAUGAGGCCUGAAGAUAUGCAGCAAUCUACUCGGCCCCCCGUCUGGAUCCAGGACAAUAUGCCGACGAAGCCACCCGUAGGAGGAUACUACAGGGAGGUGCUCAAGGAGGUGCAUCUCGUCUUGGAUAGGAAGGUUGCGAUGGUCUCAAUGCUCCUAUGGGGGCUCACAUGGGACGAACUAUUUGAUGAAUGGAUUACAGCAGUGCAGGGCAUGCUGGGAAUCAAUUAG